This is a messenger RNA of Carya illinoinensis, 1804 nucleotides long. RefSeq names its product D-amino-acid transaminase, chloroplastic. Gene Ontology annotation, biological process: carboxylic acid metabolic process. The record is from RefSeq and is a predicted model, not a curated record. Bases 148 to 1362 code for a protein of 404 amino acids. Lineage: Eukaryota; Viridiplantae; Streptophyta; Magnoliopsida; Fagales; Juglandaceae. Gene Ontology annotation, molecular function: catalytic activity. The transcript is spliced from 5 exons.
UGGCCUGUACUGUAAUUGUCUCUUUGUUUUGUCUUGUUUGUUUGUUUUUAGAUUUGUAUUAUUCUCGUCUAUUAUGUUUUGGGAAUCUUUGGAGGCACUUUGCUAAUUAAACUCCCAAUCAUCUGCGGUUGAUCUCAUUGAUUCUCAAUGCCCUCUCUGCUCGCUUCCAUGGUUUCUCUACCAGCUUCCACCAAAACCGCCUCAGAAAACCCACACGUUCUCUCAAAGCUCCAUGAUCAUUCGCAUAAGUCAAACGUGAUUUCCCGAAAUAUUUCAUUUUCGGGACUCGGGUUUUUUAAUUCACAGCAUAAGCCACAAAGAGAAAUCAGAAUUUUGGGAAGUUCUAAUCACAACGAAGCUUUGGUUGAUUCUACAGCUCCGAUAUUGGAUGUUCCACUAUUGUCUUGUUUAGAGGCUAUUGAAAGGCUAAAAACAAGCCGAGAAACUCAAAAGGGCAAGCAGAAAUUCCUAGCCAUGUACUCGAGCGUUUUUGGUGGAAUAACGACAGAUCCAGCAGCUAUGGUGAUCCCCAUUGAUGAUCACAUGGUCCACAGAGGGCACGGUGUUUUUGAUACUGCAGCCAUAAUGGACGGAUACCUCUACGAGCUGGACCAACACCUUGACCGGAUUUUAAGGUCUGCAUCCAUGGCCAAAAUUGAACUCCCAUAUGAUCGCGAAAGGAUAAGAAGAAUACUGAUACAAACUGUGAGUGCUUCCAAGUGUAGAAAAGGAUCUUUGAGAUACUGGCUCUCUGCAGGACCGGGCGAUUUCCAACUAUCCCCAUCUGGCUGCAAUCAACCAGCUCUUUAUGCUGUUGUAAUCCAAGAUCAAACACCAUUUGAUUCAAAGGGCAUUAAAGUAAUAACUUCAUCAGUCCCGAUUAAACCCCCACAAUUUGCUACCAUGAAAAGUGUGAAUUACCUUCCAAAUGUGCUUUCAAGGAUGGAGGCAGAGGAAAAUGAUGCAUAUGCAGCUAUUUGGUUAGAUGGUGAAGGGAUAGUUGCUGAAGGGCCUAACAUGAACGUGGCUUUUGUUACAAAAGACAAGGAACUUCUCAUGCCUAACUUUGACAACAUUCUAAGUGGGUGCACAGCUAAGAGGGUAUUGACUCUUGCGAAUGAACUGGUUAGGGAGGGUAAGCUUCAAGGAGUAAAAGUAAGAAAUGUGACUGUAGAUGAAGGGAAGAAAUCCAAUGAGAUGAUGCUCAUUGGCAGUGGAGUUCUUGUUCGGCCUGUAAUCCAGUGGGAUGAGCAGGUCAUUGGUGAUGGCAAAGAAGGUCCUGUGGCUCUCAAUCUCUUGAGUCUCAUCAUUGAGGACAUGAAAUCUGGUCCCCCUACUGUCCGAGUUCCUGUUCCCUACUAAGCUUGCUUGAUUCCUUCUCUUUGUGUUACAUGACACAGCUUCGCAGUAAGACUCAAUCCAUCAUGGUUGAGAACCGUGGAGUUCUGUCAUUUUCAACCAUUGCUGAGAGAUCCAUGGUGCUUUGCUACAAAUAAGUGCUUUAAAUUCUUGACGUAUGCCCAUUAUCUCCACUACAGAAAGGCAGGCAAUGUGAUGCUUGAUGACGGCCUAUCUAUUUGGUCUUGUACUUGUAAAGAAAUAUAACAGUAAGCUUCUGUAACAGCUUAAUGUGAAUGCAUGCAUGAUACAAUGCUAAAAAUUCCUCUCAGAUGGCGUCUUUGUGUUUACAUCUUCUAGGAAUAACAAAUAUGCGGAUUGUACUAAUUGCUUUAAAUUUGCAAUCUUAGCCAUACAGAGUUCAUGCAAAGUGUUUAUCAAUGAAGAGAUUUCAUAAUUCCUCCUA